GCUUUUCUGACCAUGGUGAGUGAAAGGGCAAAAUAUCCAGAAAGCAACGUAUUACAAUACGCAUUUAUAGGGAUAUGGACAACGGUGGAGAUUGAACUAACAAGCAGUGGAUAUGAUAGUUAACCAUAGCUUGUGUGAGUCACGAAAACGCUUGGGGAAAGCUGUUAGUUAGCAAAUAAAGCGCAGUUGAGUAGUCUACGUGUACAGCUGCUAACUGGAGGGUUAAACGAAGCUGUAACUUCACAUUCAUCGAAGGGGAACGCCUUAUAGUUUACCUGUGAAUCCAGGCUGAAGGCAAGAAGUGAGAGCUAUAAUACAAAUCAUGGUUUUACAGUAGCAGUUUGGGGAAGUGAUACAUUUUAACUGACCAUUUUUGGCAACAUUGAGGGUGGACGAAUUCCAGACAACAUGAAAGAUGUUCUAAAAUCAAAAGCGUUCAGCAGAUUCUGUGUUGUGCAUUUUCAUCGCAUUGUCAGGACCUUGUUUGUUUUGGCCUAAUUAUUAAAAUCGCUCACAGAAGCCAACAAGCAGGUAUAGUUGUAUAUUUACUGGGCACUGACACUGACCUGAACUUGGAUCCACUGGACAGGGAGGUGCUACAAUGACAGAAACUAACUCCAAAGCAGCACAAGAUUUAACAGACUUCAUGGAAACAAAGAUGCAAGAUGUUCAGAACAAAUUUCAGACUAUGUCCGAUAAGUUAGUAUCAAAAAUGGAUGAAAUGGGAACUCGCAUUGACAACCUGGAGAAGAAUGUUGCUGAUCUCAUGACACAGGCAGGGAUGGAGAAGCCUCAAACUUCAAAAUGACUUUUAAGGUGGUCUUGGAGCCAAAUUCAGUGACCUUAAGUUGAGAACAUUCAAGAAUGUACUCUACGAAAUGCUCUUCAUUCCAUUUUCAGAAGACAAGAAGAACGAAGACGCCACAGUGCUACAUUUGCUAAUAAUGUGGUUUGAGCAGGUGGAGCAUUUCUCAUGAAACCAAGAAGAAAAUAACGAUUCAGUUCAUCAGUUUCAUCUCAUCAUGAAGGCUACACCAUUGCUAGGGCUGAUGGAGCUAACAUUGAUUAUUUUUGUAUGGAAAAAGACUCUCCCCCCCAUGCUGAAGUCACUUUAGGAAAUGAAUAAAACCAUUUAAUGAUUAAAAAACAUUGCUUAGAAUGGUUCUUGAUGCUCUUCAUUGUAAAAUGAGAAUAUACACAUACAAUAUACACCAAAACACAUUAGCAUAACAUGUCAAAAUUAUACAUCACUUCAGUGAUGUAUAAUUACUUUACUGGUUACUGUGGAUAACACAACUGUAACAAAACAAUGGACAAACAGAUCUUCAAACAGUACUAAAAUGCAGAAUUACCUCAAACACAAAAAUUUUCAAUUCAAUCCAUUUUAAAAGGAACAAAAAUCUGAAGUGAUGUCCUUAUCCUGAUAGGCAAUUUCAAGUUAUUUGUGCAUUAUGAACAAGCUAUUUCUUUUAAGAAAAGUCAAUCCACAGUCCUGCUUCUCCAAAGUUCAAUAUCCAAGGCCAAUUGUCCAAGGUGUCUCAAGCAUGGAUAUUUCCAAGCACCACAUAGAACAAGGGGGUGGCAUGAAUUAAUAUCUGUAUUUGGUUGAGUAGUCUUUUGGAGAGACAACCAGACCUCUUCCUUUUCGUGCACCCCUGUAUACCGUCUCCACAAUAUCAAUCAUCUCCUGCUUAUCCUCCAUUGUCCAGUUUAUCUUGUUGUUAUUACCCGUGCCCAAGUCAAUCAUGAUGUGUUUGUUCCUG
Messenger RNA from Anguilla rostrata (American eel), 1763 nucleotides. Its product is annotated as heat shock factor-binding protein 1. The record is from RefSeq and is a predicted model, not a curated record. Gene Ontology annotation, molecular function: transcription corepressor activity. The transcript has 6 exons. Gene Ontology annotation, biological process: cellular heat acclimation. Gene Ontology annotation, cellular component: nucleus; cytosol. NCBI's taxonomy places the organism in Eukaryota, Metazoa, Chordata, Actinopteri, Anguilliformes, Anguillidae. The coding region runs from base 602 to 808 and encodes 68 amino acids.